Messenger RNA from Arachis stenosperma, 483 nucleotides. RefSeq lists its product as uncharacterized. The transcript has a single exon. The coding region runs from base 1 to 483 and encodes 160 amino acids. The record is from RefSeq and is a predicted model, not a curated record. Lineage: Eukaryota; Viridiplantae; Streptophyta; Magnoliopsida; Fabales; Fabaceae.
AUGAAAGAUCGUGGGAGCUUCCAAAUUCCCUGCCUCAUAGGUAAUAUCAACAUUGAGAAAGCAUUGUGCAAUCUGGGGGUCAGCAUCAACCUCAUGUCCUUGGUAAUGAUGAAGAAGAUGAGGAUUGAGGAGGCCAAACCAACUAGAAUAGCACUCGAAUUGGCUGAGAGAACAUUCAAAUUCCCCCAUGGUGUAGUGGAGGAUUUAUUGGUAAAAGUGGGAGAGCUCAUCUUCCCAGCUGACUUUGUUGUGCUUGACAUGGAGGAAGAACCCAACACAUCAAUCAUCCUAGGAAGGCCAUUCUUAGCUACUGCUAGAGUUAUUAUUGAUGUUCAAAAAGGGGAGCUAGUCUUGAUAUUGCAUGAGGAGAAGAUGGUCUUUAAUGUCUUCAAGGCCAUGAGUUACCCCAAGGAACCCAUUGGAAAAUGCAUGAUGGUGGAUACAAUUGAAUAUCUCGUUCAAGGAGUCCUAGAGGAAGAAUAA